This is a messenger RNA of Ectocarpus siliculosus, 1953 nucleotides long. NCBI's taxonomy places the organism in Eukaryota, Phaeophyceae, Ectocarpales, Ectocarpaceae. The record is from the annotation of a GenBank genome assembly.
AUGAACCAGUUCAGGAGAAAGAUUCGCGUAAGAAAAGUAUCGAAAAGAAUCGCGCGGACGACGAGGCACAACUCCUUCAUCAGCACUGCCAAGGUGCGGGGGGCGCGUGGUCAGUGGCGUGAGGUUCUAAGGCUGCUCGACAAAAUGGCCGAGGACGGCAUUCCUCUCAACAGCUAUGCCUACAACAGCGCUCUGAGCUCGAUCGCCAAGUCCGGACGAUGGCGCGAAGCGUUGGCAUUGCGAGACCGGAUGCUGUCCGAAGGAGUCAGACUUGACGGCUACACUUUCAGCGCGCUGAUCGAGGCCUGUUCCAAGGGGGGAAAUGUAGCGAAGGGCGUGGAACUCCUGCGGGAAAUGGUCGAUGCGGGCGUUGCAAGAGAUUGCUUCUCCUACAACGCGGCGCUACAUGGGUUCGUCCGAAACGGCGACUCGAAAAACGCGUUGCUUAUGCUCGAAGAUAUGGUUGCGGAUGGCGUGCGGCCAGAUGCCAUCACCUACGGCACGUUGCUCGCAUGUUGUGGGAACUCAGGAGAAUGGAAGCUCUGCAUGAGCCUCAUGGACCGCAUGCGAUCGGAGGGGAUCACCCCCAACGCUUACAGCUUCAGUCCCCUCAUCAAGGCUUGCGGCAAGGAGGGACGCUGGGCGCUGGCAGUGAAGACCCUUGAGGACAUGGAGGCGUCGGGGCCUACACCGAACGAACACAACUGGCUGAUGGCCAUCGGCGCCUGCGGGAACGCCGGACAGUGGGAGGAGGCUCUACGUCUGAUCGACAAGCUGGAGGCCUUGGCGCUGGGGGGGGAGGGCGUGCCGAUGUCGACCACCAUGUACAAUUUUGGGAUUGACGCGUGCGCCAGAGCCGGGAGAUGGGACCAGGGCGUGGCGCUCCUAGAGAGGAUGAAGAGCAACCCAGCGACGCCGCCCGACGCGCAAACGUACUCUUACCUCAUCGACGCCUGCGCCAAGGAUGCCAACUUGGAGGAUGCCCUGGCGUACCUCACGGAGAUGAGAGCUGUUGGACUGGCGCCCACAUUUUUCGCCUAUAUUUCUGCGAUGAGCGCGAUAAAGGUAGCUGGACAGUGGAAAGAAGCUCUUAGCCUGCUGGACGAGAUGGCCAAGGGCAGGCUUAUUUCAGACGUGUUUAGCUUCUACAAUGUGGUGGACGCGUACGGCAAGGACGGUCAGCUAGCGCGCACGCUGGUCCAGACCAGUGCCAAUCCAACGGAGAUCGCCGCAGAUUCCGAAAACGAGAUGAGAUCCGAUGCGGAUCUGAACGCGUGGCGGGCGGAGGAUCCAGACGAACUGGUGAAGCGAAUGGAGAACAACGGAGUCGAGCUAGACGUGAUGAGCUUCAACAUCCUCAUCGAUGCCUGCGCCAGAGGAGGGAGUCAUUGGGCAGCCGCAAGGCUCCUCACUAAGAUGAAGUCCCUCGGACUGCGACCGAACAGCUUGAGCUACAACCCCAUCAUCCACAGCUGCAGGGGCGGUACGGACGAGGAGUGGCGGCUUGCCCUUGACCUCCUCGACGAGAUGCGGAAAUCCGGUCUGACGCCUGACGUUAUCAGUUUCAACACAGCGAUCACGUCCUGCGCGAAGGCUGGGGAUUGGCGACGUUCGCUUAAUCUUUUCGCGGGCAUGAAGGUCGAGGGGGUCACGCCCGAUAUCCUAUCGUACAACGCCGUCAUCAGCGCUUGUGCGAAGGGGGGGCAAUGGCGGAUUGGGCUCGAGCUCCUGGCAAAGGUGCGUGCGGACCCCACGCUGGAGGCCAACCAGAGAACCUACACGUCCGCAAUCAACUGUUUUCAGCAGUUCCAGGGAGGACAAUCGGUGGCAAGCUUGGCGUCGACGUUGGCAGGACAAAGCUCUCGCGAGGAGAUGCUCCUCAAUCCGAUACCGACCAGCGAUGUUUAUCUAGGAGGGUCUCCGGGUACGCCGGAGGGCGGUGAAGUUGGUUAA